AUGUCUCCAGUUGAAGAGGAAGAUUUAGGCUUUGAGCACUUGAAACUCUCAGGAGUGAUAGGAUUAAAUGGGAAAAUUCCACAUUCAUUCACGAUGCACCCAGACAGGCAACACGCCGUCUUCGCUUUGGGGUGCACAGUGAUAAUCCAGGACAUGAAUACACAUGAACAGCACUUUCUACAAGGUCAUACGAAUAACAUAGUCUGUCUGACAGUUAGCAAAAACGGAAUGUAUAUUGCAUCCGGACAAACCACAUAUAUGGGCUAUAAAGCUUCUAUAAUUGUAUGGAAUUAUGAAACACGGGAAAAAUAUGCGGAAUUCGUCCUACAUAAGGUCAAGGUUCAGGCCUUGGCUUUUUCUCCUAACUCAAUGUAUCUUGCCAGCCUCGGCGGGCAAGAUGACGGGAGUGUUGUGAUAUGGUCAAUAGGAAAGAAGGAAGCCAUAUGUGGGAGCCCAGCCCAGCAUCAAAGUGCUGGGAUAACUUUGGCCUUGGCUUACGCGAACCUCGACGAAGAAAAAUUCAUCACAGCUGGAGAAAAUACUGUCCGAAUCUGGCAGCUGGACUUGGAGAAUCGGAAAAUACGUCCAAGAGAUUGCGCCCUUGGCCAGAUUAAGAGAACUGUUCUAUGCAUUGCUGUGUAUCCGGACGAUGACCUGUUUUUCUGUGGUACAAGUAGUGGGGACAUUCUUGGAAUCAAUAUGCACUCUGCUUUACUUCAGAUUGUCUCACCAGAAAAGAACAAGUACAGUCUAGGUGUUUCGACUAUAACUGCCAUGUCAAACUCAACUCUACUUAUUGGAACUGGAGACGGUGUGGUGCAGGAGUGUGCGAUUAGCUACAAUCGGGAAGGACACCGGUGCUAUCCGAAACUGAGCCGCACAAAACAAGAGCAAAAGUUGUCCGGGAAAGUAACGGCUAUCAGUUUACGUGGAGAAGGCCAUCAGUUUUAUGUUGCAACCGAUAAAUGCAAUCUCUAUCUGUUUAAACACGCUGAUUUCUCUCAGGAGUUGAUCUACUCGUCUCAUUACGCAGCUGUAAAUGAUAUCCGAUUCCCAAAUAAAUGCUCCGAGCUUUUUGCAACAUGCUCCUACCAAGAUGUGCGUGUUUUCAACACUGGGACACAACAAGAACUGCUCCGGAUUACCAUACCAAAUAUGACAUGUUACUGCCUGGAUAUCUUGACCGAUGGGACGGCGAUUCUCUCAGGCUGGGAUGAUAGUAAAAUACGUGCAUUCUAUCCGGAAACUGGUCGACUCAUGUAUUCUAUCCACAAUGCACACAAGAAGGGUGUGACUGCGAUAUGUUCAACCUCAAAGUGCAACCGAAUCAUUAGUGGGGGUGGUGAGGGCCAUCUUCGAGUUUGGGAUAUCAAAGAAAUUCGCCCGAAGAUAGAGAAAUUUGGACACCGUCGUCUACGCCAUCGUCAUUCCGCCGGUCGCCUGGAAGCUGGUGACGAUGCGGGCAUACCUGAAUCAAGCUUUGUCACAGUACUGGUCGCCGCUAUGCACGAACAUACGAACGCUGUUUCCUGCAUCCAAAUUAGCAAGGACGACAAAUCCUGUGUCUCGGCGUCCGCUGAUUCUACAUGUAUAAUCUGGUGCUUGGAAACUUUCAGACGUCGCCAGAUAAUAUUCUCCAACACGCUAUUUCGAUGCAUAUGUUAUCAUCCCACGGAAUGUCAGGUGAUCACGUCAGGGACAGACAGGAAAAUCGGCUAUUGGGAGGUGUACGAUGGGUCACUCAUUCGCCAACUGGAUGGAUCCAGAUCAGGAUCAGUCAAUGGCAUGGAUAUAACUGGCGACGGGAAGACGUUUGUGACGGCUGGUGAUGAUAAGAUUGUCAAGGUGUGGAAGUACAACGAGGGCGAGGUGACACACGUGGGAAUCGGCCAUUCGUCCCCAGUGACAAGACUUCGGAUUUCACCUGAUCAGAGCAAAGUGAUCACCGUCAGCGAGGAUGGAGCAAUCUACAUUUGGGAUAUGCCGCAAACAGCCUAGCCAGUUGAACAGGCCAACGCCAUUCACAAGAAAAAUGAGGUUCCACUGCCAACGGCUAAACAACUUGUGGUGAUACAGAUUCAUAACUCAUUUCUUGACUAAUCUGAUCGUAUGCAUAGAUGAGAACUCAUUCCUUCUGGGAUGACAACUCUAUUGUCUGUUAGAUCACAUUGUCCUGAUUAUUGCGGACAAAAAUACAUGCCUG
Opisthorchis viverrini is the source of this 2203-nucleotide messenger RNA. RefSeq lists its product as hypothetical. Gene Ontology annotation, biological process: cilium assembly. The coding region runs from base 1 to 1998 and encodes 665 amino acids. Lineage: Eukaryota; Metazoa; Platyhelminthes; Trematoda; Opisthorchiida; Opisthorchiidae. Gene Ontology annotation, molecular function: protein binding. The transcript has 10 exons. The record is from RefSeq and is a predicted model, not a curated record.